Epithele typhae is the source of this 966-nucleotide messenger RNA. RefSeq lists its product as uncharacterized. The transcript is spliced from 3 exons. The record is from RefSeq and is a predicted model, not a curated record. NCBI's taxonomy places the organism in Eukaryota, Fungi, Basidiomycota, Agaricomycetes, Polyporales, Epitheliaceae. Bases 1 to 966 code for a protein of 321 amino acids.
AUGUCCAGCUCCCAACGGGCCAGCAUCUCUCCGGGCAGAACUACGGCCGCGCAGAGGGACACCGGCACUCAAAUCCCGCCAUUCCAGCCAGACCUCACCUCCCUCCCUCCCUCUGUUCCCCGCUCGCAGCAGCCCUCCAUGAUCGGGCCCCCUCCGUCCUUUUACGACCCAAACCAAGCUAUCGUCCCGGAGGGAACCGACUACAGGCAGUGGGUCAUGGAGAACUAUGGCACCGGUGGCCAGCAGCAAGGCCAACAGCCACAGCAACAGUUCUAUGGGCACACGGGCAUGGCUGGUAACGUCCCCUUCCAGUCCCAACUACCCCAUGCCUCCCCCACGAACAAUCAGUACACCUUUGUUACGCCCGACUUCCCCUCCGAACCCUUCGAACCGCACCACCGUCCCCAACGCGGCCUUCCUCGCGGCCGCCAGAGUGGCGAAGGGGUGUACUCCCAUGGACAUAUCCCCAAUAACGGCGCCGGCCCCUUCUCCCAUCCGCAGCCGUCCCCGUCAGGCCAGUAUCCGCUUCCUUCCCCCAGCUCCAGCGAGUACUACCUGGACAACCCAACACGACCAGGCCACGAACAGCAGUACAACUUCGUCCCUGGCUUCAAUUCGACCGACCAAUUCCCUCCAGGAUCACAGUUCACCCCCAAUUCCGACCUGACGCCACUCUCCUCUGUCUCAACCCCAUCGGUGGGUGGUACCGACGACAGUCCCGCUCGCGCUUAUCCCAUGGCGUCUCAGCACUCCGUACCUGUUCAGCAACGGCCUCCCCCUUCAGGCUCUCGUCGUGCCCCCGCGGCAGGAGCACGGAAGAACACAGGUCGCUCGAAACGCCCUCGACGUCAACAGGAGGUCUCGCAGGAUGAGGACAGCGAUACGCAGAGCGACGACGACCUCGGGUACACUACCGUGAAUGUGCCACCAUCGCAAGGGCAGAGCUCACUUCCCGCCCGGCUGUAA